Molecule: messenger RNA, 396 nt
Organism: Cryptosporidium ubiquitum
Lineage: Eukaryota; Apicomplexa; Conoidasida; Eucoccidiorida; Cryptosporidiidae
Exons: 1
Coding region: 1-396 (131 amino acids)
Biological process (GO): negative regulation of protein kinase activity
Cellular component (GO): nucleolus
Molecular function (GO): double-stranded RNA binding; protein kinase inhibitor activity; protein kinase binding
Source: RefSeq, a predicted model, not a curated record
AUGACUGCAAAAAUAGAAGAUCUGAAUAAUUUAGAGACUGAAAUUGUUUUGUUAGCUACUGGAAAAAAAGUCGAAUUGCAAAUUGAAAAAGCGAAAAAUAAUGAAGAAGAGAAUUCUGAAGAUAGAGAAAUUUUUGAAAGGAUCCGUAAUGUUGGAAGUUGUAGUUCAGCAGCAGGUAGCAACUUUUUCCAUUCUUAUAGAAAGAUGAAAGAAAUAGAGGAGGAACGCCUAAAUAAAAUGGAGGAAGAUUAUUUGAAAGAGAAAGAAAAGAAGGAAUUUAACAUACAAAGAGAAACGAGAAUAAUGAGUUAUAUUGAAUCUACCAGCAAAAAAUCCCAAAAGAGAAAGAAGAAAAAGAUGCAAAAAAUUCUAAAGAAACAAAAAUCAAGUAAUUGA